Messenger RNA from Gregarina niphandrodes, 540 nucleotides. RefSeq lists its product as hypothetical. The transcript has a single exon. Bases 1 to 540 code for a protein of 179 amino acids. NCBI's taxonomy places the organism in Eukaryota, Apicomplexa, Conoidasida, Eugregarinorida, Gregarinidae. The record is from RefSeq and is a predicted model, not a curated record.
AUGAGAUUCGCUGCCGUCUUCGCAACUGCCUUCGCGGCUCCUGUGAGCAUUGCCAACAUCGCCUCAGCCAUGGCUGAUGGUCCUUAUGACCAGGUGAACGUACCGACCAUUGUUCAUGUGCCCACGGCCCGGUACGCGCCUCAGAACGUCAACCUGUAUGUGCCGCCCCAAGAACUGGCACAGGAUGUCGGCAAAAAGGGAGUGCAGGUGCCUCGGAUGCCUACCAAGAAGGCCAUCCCAGCACCUCAGCUUCCCACCAAGAAGGCCAUCCCGGCACCCCAGCCUCCUACCAAGAAGGCCAUCCCAGCACCUCAGCCUCCUACCAAGAAGGCCAUCCCAGCACCUCAGCCUCCCACCAAGAAGGCCAUCCCGGCACCCCAGCCUCCCACCAAGAAGGCCAUCCCGGCACCCCAGCCGCCUGCCAAGAAGCAGCCAGUGGUUCUGCAGCCUGCGGUUCAGAAGAAGCACCGGAGGCCGACUAAGACUCAGAACAUCAGGCACCGAAAGCGUGUCACCGUUUCCAUCAGCAAGUCUGACUAA